GUUUCAGCACCAUGGAUAGCGACACUCGCAACCAGACAGCGGCCGACCGUUCAUUCGAGAUACACAUUUGGAUUUGUUUUAUAAAUUAUUUUUAACUUGCUAAAGCACUGCUAAAACAACGUAGGCUAUUGUCUAAUCUCAAUUUUGGGAAAUGUGGGCAUGGGAAGUGUUAGUGCUUUUUUCUUGAAUAUUUACAUAUGCGGCUCACUUUGGUUUGAUUUAGACUAGAAUAAUCAGAGGGUAUUAGGAGGGUGUGGAUGUCUGUGUUCAUAACUCUGUGCGUAAAAACGGUGUGGACCAGUUGGUUGAGAAAGGAAAGCGAGGUUUAAUGGUGUGUGAGUGAAAGGUUAAGGGCGGAGGGAGAAGGUGAUAGGGAAGAGAGCUACGCGCUCAAGCGGGAGUGCGCGCGGGAAGCAAAUCGGUCGGAGCUUGGAGCCGGGAGGAUGGAGAUCCGACCAGAUAGGUUUAAGAUCGUCGCGGGCAAGACCCUUGGUAAAUUACACAAAAUCCUAGAGAAGCGGCAGGAAAAUGGCGAGACAAUCGAGCUCACCGAUGAGGGUCAGGCAGUUAUCGUGGAGGAGAAGGAGAUGCCCGUGGUGGACUGCACCUGUUUCGGCCUGCCCCGACGCUACAUCAUCGCCAUCCUCUCUGGCCUGGGCUUCUGCAUCUCCUUCGGUAUCCGAUGCAACUUGGGCGUUGCCAUCGUCAGCAUGGUCAACAACCAAACCAUCUACAAGGGCGACAAGCCGAUUCUUGUGAAAGCUCAGUUCAACUGGGAACCAGAAACGGUCGGAAUGAUCCACGGGUCAUUCUUCUGGGGAUACAUAGUAACCCAAAUACCCGGGGGAUUCAUCUGUCAAAAAUUUGCAGCCAACAGAGUCUUUGGUUUUGCCAUAGUGGCCACCUCAUGCCUGAAUAUGUUGAUCCCAUCGGCAGCACGAACUCACAUUGGAUGCGUUAUCCUUGUCAGGAUAUGUCAAGGACUCGUGGAGGGUGUUUCAUACCCAGCAUGCCACGGCAUCUGGGCAAAAUGGGCCCCGCCUCUUGAAAGAAGUCGAUUGGCCACAACAGCCUUUUGUGGGUCCUAUGCAGGAGCCGUGAUAGCCAUGCCACUGGCUGGAGUGCUAGUCCAGUACUCAGGGUGGUCAUCUGUCUUCUAUGUCUACGGCAGCUUUGGGAUCUUCUGGUAUCUCUUCUGGAUCCUGGUGUCAUACGAGAGUCCGGCAGCCCACCCUACCAUCACAGAAGAGGAGCAGAAAUACAUUGAGGAGGCAAUCGGAAUGUCAGCCGCGAAUGCCACACCUGUUACGAAAUGGAACACGCCUUGGAGAGCCUUUUUCACUUCGAUGCCGGUCUACGCCAUCAUCGUGGCCAAUUUCUGUAGAAGCUGGACCUUCUACUUGCUCCUCAUCAGCCAACCUGCAUAUUUUGAGGAAGUGUUCGGGUUCGAGAUCAGCAAGGUGGGCUUGGUGUCGGCGCUCCCCCAUCUAGUGAUGACCAUCAUCGUGCCGAUCGGGGGCCAGCUGGCUGACUACCUGCGCACAAACAAAAUCAUGAGCACCACCAAUGUCAGGAAGAUGAUGAACUGUGGAGGUUUCGGAAUGGAAGCCACCCUACUGCUAGUGGUCGGGUUUUCUCAUACGAAAGCUGUGGCUAUCACCUUUUUGGUUUUGGCUGUGGGCUUCAGUGGGUUCGCUAUUUCAGGCUUUAAUGUGAACCAUCUGGACAUUGCUCCCCGCUAUGCCAGUAUCCUCAUGGGCAUCUCCAACGGUGUGGGCACUUUGUCUGGCAUGGUGUGCCCGCUCAUUGUUGGCGCCAUGACCAAACAUAAGACGCGGGAAGAGUGGCAGUAUGUGUUUCUCAUUGCUGCACUCGUUCAUUACGGCGGUGUUAUAUUCUAUGGACUUUUUGCCUCCGGAGAAAAACAGUGGUGGGCAGAGCCCGAGCAACUUAGCGAUGACAAGUGUGGAAUUCUGGAUGAGGAUGAGCUGGCCAAUGAGACGGAGGAGUUGUACCGUACUAGCGGAGGAGGAGGCUACGGAGCAACGAGCCAAGCCCCGGAUCCCAAUGGAGGAGGAGGAGGAGGAGGAGGAGGAGGAGGAGGAGGUGCAGGAACCUGGGUUUCAGACUGGGACAAGACUGAAGAGCUAGUACAACCACCAGGAACCAAUAGUUACCUACAUGGAGGAGAGGAAGACAGGGAGCUAACAUAGAGGAAGUUACAGGGUGGGGUAGCAGACAGAACGAGUACGUAAAAGAGUGAAAAGUUUCCUUGUGGCACAGGAUCUUGGAAAGGGGUGGAUUAGGUAGAUGGGAUGAGGGCAAGGAGCGGAAGAGGGGGAGGAGGAGGAGGAAGGAAAGCCAGCAUGUCCAUAGUAUUAUUUAUGGGGAACUGAAAAUGAUUGUACAAAAGUGGAAAGAGGAUGAGCCAUAGCUGUACUAAGCGUGUGUAUGUGAGUGUGUUUUUGCAUUUGUGAACCGUGUGUGAGACAUUCUCACUAAAGAGUAUUUUAGGGCACCAAUGCUUCUUUGUCGAUACAGGUACACCUCUUAUUGAAGAGGGAUAUUUUUAGGCCUAGUUUGGUUGCUUUCAUUCACAGUGUGUUUACUGUAACCCACCAUAUGGGUUGUUUGAAUAUAUUCCAUCAUGAGGAUGAGCCUGAUUUUUGUUACCAUGUUUGUCACAAGACUACCUGUAGAUCUACAACUGAAUGCCAUAUACUAUAUCACAGUCUGGUGGCUAACAAUCAACAUGUUAAUUCAAUCCAUGAUAACGUUCACACUUUUAAGAAAAAGCAUCUUACUUGUGCCAAUAAGUAGUAUUGGUUUGCUUAAUCUGGAGAGACGCAGUCCUAAAAAAUUCCAAAGUUAUUGACUUACGGCAUUGUACCAGUUUAUCUGUAAGUCUGUUCACUAUUCCUUCCACCAGUAUCAGUUCAAUGAGUACAAUUUUCAAUUCUAGCGAAUUGUCCACGAAUUGUAUACAUUAGGCCUCGAACCUGUCUGCCUGGUUGAAAAGGAUUGAGAUGUUGCCUUGGAAAUAAUUACAAGGGAUGUGGUUUUAGACAAAUAGUCAGAAGGAUGAGAAAAAUAGUUGCGCCAAAAGACCAACUCAGAAACAUCACCCAAUCCAAGUUCUGCAAAAUAUAGUGAAAGACGUUUAUUGACAGGUAAUACUGGUAUUUGACAGGUAUAUAUUUCACAUACAGUUGUUAGACUCUUCGGUUUGACUUUAUAUAAGACUGUAUGUAUGAAGGUGUUUUGGGAAAUGGAGAAUUGCAUAAAACGUAAUAGUAUUGUUCUAUAACAAGUCUUGAUUCUGUAUGUACACUGUAUUCUCCACCUCCAAUAGACUUGUACCUAUGUUAUUGUAGCUUUGUAUUGAUUUCCACAGUUUGUCUUGCCGGGGUCACGCUUGAUAUAUUGUGAUGUCAGUGCGCUCGUGCCCGAAGAACCAGUUUGCAGGCACCAAGGAACCCCCCAAAAAAAAACACACACGCCAGCCUGUGCCCACCGUCACAGUGACUAAGCAAUAACACACGGAGGGAGAGAGGCUGUGGGGUCAUGAUCCCAAAGAGCGCCCACCACGACCCUAUCAAUCACUCAUCCAAACCAGUCAAAUAGUGACUGCUUUGAAGGGCAAAAUGGUGCAUGAAGCUAUAUACCAGUCAAUGGUUGACAGUACAUUUCAAACAUGAUAUUGAUGUAGCCGCUGGCUCCCUCCAAUGCAGGGUCGUGUUCAUUAAGCACCAAAAGAAGAAGAAAAACGGACUGAAACAGGGAGGGACUACCUCGACUUAUGAAAUACACGACCCUGGUGUCCAUACAGAGCAGAGAAGGGGAACCGGAGAUCUCUCUCUCUCUCUCUCUCCCAUGGAGGAAUAUCCCUCUCACCAACCCCUCCCUUUACUUAUAUAGUCUGCACUGAAGUGUAACUCUGGAUAUACUUAGAAUCGUCGGUAAAGGCUAUAUUUUUACGCACUUAGUCAAAAAGCAAUAACUAAUGAAUUAUGUAUGUCACUGAACAUGUUGAAUUUCUGUACAUAAAUAAUAACUUUACUGGUAAGCUUUUUGAGUUGUUAAGUUAGCCUUAGAGCCCUAAGAUAAAACCCAUGUUUUCAUUGCUAAAGCAGAGUGGUGUCUCACUUUCAGACUUAGAUCAAAUAUGGCAAAAACGUAUUUUGAGGUACACUUGAUUUUGCACUUUUGGGACAAUUUCAUUGGCUCUUCUGUACCAGGCAAACUAAAUCAAGUGCAGCUUAAGUAUUUAAACGUUUUUUUUUUUUACCUACAUAUUUCACCCAGGUCUGAUCACUUCGACUGACGAGUUUGUUUCAGUCAUUGGCGAUAAACAAUAUUAGUCUUUCACAGUCCUGGAAAGGACGAAUAUUUACUGUUUGGGUUUUUACUGUGGUUGUGUUUUUGUUGAUUUUUUUUUAUAGACUGUCAGCUGCUUUCAUUCUUUAACAGUUUGGUUUUGUUCUUUACUGUAAAAUGUAAAAUUGUGUAUGUAAAAAAAAAAAAACAUGUACAUGUGGAAAAAAAUAUUGUAUAAUAAAAGCUAGAGGACAAUAUUAUUACCACUAUAUUAUUACUAUUAUCAUUACUACUGCUAUUACCAACAUCAUUA
Oncorhynchus keta (chum salmon) is the source of this 4630-nucleotide messenger RNA. Its product is annotated as vesicular glutamate transporter 1-like. Lineage: Eukaryota; Metazoa; Chordata; Actinopteri; Salmoniformes; Salmonidae. The coding region runs from base 444 to 2213 and encodes 589 amino acids. Gene Ontology annotation, biological process: transmembrane transport; neurotransmitter loading into synaptic vesicle; monoatomic anion transport. Gene Ontology annotation, cellular component: excitatory synapse; synaptic vesicle membrane. Gene Ontology annotation, molecular function: neurotransmitter transmembrane transporter activity; L-glutamate transmembrane transporter activity. The record is from RefSeq and is a predicted model, not a curated record. The transcript has 13 exons.